UCAACAUAAGCAAUCAAAAGAAGUGGUUUGGUGAAUGGCAUAAAACCAGAAACAAUGUAACUGAAAAGCUGCCCAAUUCCAAUGGAACAAAUCGAAUCACACUGGCAGAUACAGUAAAUAUGACUGUUUCCCUCACUGUGAAGAAAGCCGAUGUCUCUGAUUCUGGAACCUACGUAUGUGUGAUUGGAACCAGUACCCUAAAUGAGCUAUUUCCUGGGAAUGGAACCCAAGUGACCAUUCAUGAAAUGACCGACCUGACGGUGACUCAAACCCCGGGCAGUGUCUGUGCUGUAGAAGGCUCAGAGCUCACCAUGCACUGUACGUUCCAGAACGUCACUAGUCUCAGCACCAUGUAUGUGCGAUGGUACCAGGCCGAGGGGCCGCAGAAGGAGCUGGUGAAUGGGAGCGAUGUGCUCACAGCUCUGCGUUUGGAAAGUGGCCUUGCCUCGCUCACUCUGAAGAACGUGAAGUCGUCUGACACAGGGCGCUACGUGUGCGAGGUGGGGAGCACAGCGAGGAAUCUCUCUGGGACUGGAGCAGGGACCCACGUGACCAUCCAGACUCUUGCCCUGCUGGUGAAUCAAACCCCUACCACAGUUAAUGCAGAGGAGGGGAAGCAGCUCACCAUAACAUGCAGAUUCAGGGCUCCCGAGAGCCCCUGCUCCGCACUGAAUCUCAGGUGGUAUAAACAUGGCUCUGACGACGGUGAGAAAGAGAUGAAGAAUGAAACCGGCUCAGUCACGACAGCUCUCGACGUCUCAGCGGGCCAGGCGUCCCUCGUCUGGACAAAAGCCACGAUGAAUGAUUCUGGGCGCUACAGAUGUGACUUUGGUAAAUACGGCCGUGGGGCUGAAAUCACAGUGACCAUCCGCGCUGUUGACCUGCUGGUGAGUCAGUCCCCUGCAGAGCUGACUAGAGCGGAAGGAGAAAAGCUCACGAUCGAGUGUAGAUUCAAGGUGGUGGAAGAGUCCAUGUACAGCGUUACAUGGUAUAAGAGAGGGUCGGAUGGACAUGAAACGGAGCUGAAGAAUGGAACAGGCAACAUCGCAACAGCUCUAAAUUCCUCCAUGGGCCUGGCCUCUCUCACCUUGGUAAAGAUCAGUAGGAAUGACUCUGGGCUCUACAGAUGUGACUUUGGUAAAAGUGGUGGUGGCAAUGGAACCAGAGUGACCAUCGACGCACGUGAUCCAGGGGUAACAGGCUCUUACAUUGUUCCUGGGGCUGUGGCUGGGGCAGCUCUCUUCUUGCUGGUGCUUGGUAUCUGUGUGUGGAGAUGGAGACAGCGCUCCAAAAAACCACCUCAGAGCAGGCCAGAGGCAGAAAUGAAUCAGACGAAGAGGUCUCUGCCAGCUGAUGAAGUGACAUAUGCUGACUUGAACUUUCGCAAACGGGAUGCAAAAGUGGAGGAAGAGAUUGUUUACACGGAAGUGAAGAUUCGGCCAAAACAGACAGAUGGCAAUGUCACCUAUGCAAAAAUCAACACUCAUCAUCGCUAAGGGAAUGAAUGGAGGGCUGGCGCUGCAGCGAGGAGUGGACCAAUUGACAUACAAUGGUGGCAGCCGGGUCUGUUGACAGAGUGGAAUGCCAGUUCUGGUCCCGUCAGACAAGCAGAGCAUGGUGGCACUGCAUAGUGAUGCACCUGUGGGACAAUGACCAGUAACUACAAAACUUUUUCACGUCUAAGGCAACUUUGAUGGAACUUUGUGAAUUGCUUCCCCCCACCCUGAAAUGCAGCAAUAUGAGAAUGAGACCUGCUAAUUGAGAAGAGAAUGGCAAUAGCCCCAUGGAAGCUUGUAAUGCCAGAUAGCUACUGGUCAGUGGGGAAUCAAUUUGGAGAGGGGAAAUCUACAGUACGGGUUGCUCUGAUCCAUGUAUCCAGAACAAUCGAUACCCUCCUGGUGGGAAGGAUAGUGACUCUUGGAAAUGUGAAGUGGAUGGCUUUGCUGCAGUGGGGUUCCCUAACUGAGGUGGGGCGAUUGACAGAAUGCACAUCCCCAUCUUGGCACUUGACCACUUUGCAAAAGGGUACACAGACUUAUUAAUGGCAUUGCAGGUUCUGGUGGGCUGUUUCACUGAUGUCAACAUAGGAUGGUCAAGAAAAUUGCAUGACGCGCAUCUUUAGGAAUUCCAAUCUCUCCAGAAAGUUGUAAGAUGAAACUUUCUUCCCCAAUUGGAAAAUGACCAUUGGUGCCAUUGAAGUGCCAACGGUUAUCCUUGGAGAGCCAGCCUUACUCCUUGCUACCAUGGCUUAUGAUGCACAAAGGCAGCCUGGACAGUAGCAAGGAGCAGUCAAACCACCAGCUGAGCAAGUGCAGCAUGGAGAGCAACUGUACCUUUGGCUGUUUAAAGGGACAGUUUAUCGACUAGGGUAGAUCUCAGUGAAAGUCCUGUUGUUGCUGCUGCUUGCUGUGUGCUCCAUAAUACAUGCAAAAGUAAGGAGGAAACCUUUCUGGUGGGGUGGGAGGUUGAGGAAGAGCACUCAGCCAUUUAUUUUGAGCAGCCAGGCACCAGGACAAUAAGAAGAACACAUCGAGGGGCACUGCAAAUCAGUUUCAUGAAUGAGCAGACAGCGAUGUGCUAGUCAUGUGUGUUGUUCUUAACAAGAUGCCUCCUUCUGUAUGUGUACUGGCCUGUAGACUGCCCACCCCCAUGAAGUUGACACAAACAAUAAUGAUCCU
Molecule: messenger RNA, 2678 nt
Organism: Pelodiscus sinensis (Chinese soft-shelled turtle)
Lineage: Eukaryota; Metazoa; Chordata; Testudines; Trionychidae
Source: RefSeq, a predicted model, not a curated record